This is a messenger RNA of Sparassis crispa, 2451 nucleotides long. RefSeq lists its product as hypothetical. The record is from RefSeq and is a predicted model, not a curated record. Gene Ontology annotation, cellular component: membrane. Gene Ontology annotation, biological process: intracellular calcium ion homeostasis; transmembrane transport; monoatomic cation transport. The coding region runs from base 1 to 2451 and encodes 816 amino acids. NCBI's taxonomy places the organism in Eukaryota, Fungi, Basidiomycota, Agaricomycetes, Polyporales, Sparassidaceae. The transcript is spliced from 7 exons. Gene Ontology annotation, molecular function: monoatomic cation transmembrane transporter activity.
AUGUGGUCAGGCCUUCCGAAACUCGUCUUUGUCACUGUGCUUGUCGCAAAUUGUGUGUUGUGGUCGCAAAGUCGGUAUGGCGGAGUUCACCCAGCGCCAUCUGCCGUGGGCAGGCUGUCAAAGCGGGAUUUGAGCCGUCGGGAUUACAGAGAUGCCAGUGGUCUUUCUCUAGCAGAGUCUGUGGAGGAGUUCACUAGGUCGGACUGGGGCCAUAUGGACUAUACGAAUACUACGUACGCGAAUGCAGAGGAAGAGUCAUGCCACCCCAUCUCAGUCCCCAUAGAGCAGCAAUGUGCGCACGUCCUCGAGUUCUGCUCGGGCACCCGCACAUUUCUCUCCAUCCCAUACCUUGAGCCGUAUUUCUGCGCAAAGCCGCCGGUGCGGCCCUUGGUCUUCGUCGGCUACCUGCUAUGGCUCGUCUUUCUCUUCUCAACGCUCGGCAUCAGCGCGUCCGACUUCUUCUGUCCCAAUCUGGGAACUCUCGCGCAGCUGCUUGGGAUGGACGAUAACCUGGCAGGGGUGACACUCCUCGCAUUCGGGAACGGCAGCCCCGAUGUGUUUGCGACGUUCUCAGCCAUGCGUGCGAACUCGGGCGGGCUGGCGAUCGGGGAACUCCUCGGCGCUGCGUCGUUCAUCGUAUCGUGCGUGGUUGGUUCUAUGUGCAUCAUCAAGCCAUUCCACGUGAACCGUCUGCCGUUUAUCCGCGAUGUCGGAUUUUUUACAGUUGCGGUAGUUCUGCUGCUGGCCGUGCUGUGGGACAGCAAGCUCGAGGCAUGGGAGGCCAUAGCGCUGGUCGCGCUCUACUUCGUCUAUGUCCUCAUCGUCGUGGUCGGGACAUGGUGGGAGAACCGGCUGGAGAAGAAGAGGCGUUACGAAGUGCUGGUGCGCGACGAGUUCCGGGAGGAAGAGGUGCCGGUCGUAGCGUACCACGACGAGGAACCUUUUAGGGAUUCUCCUCACCUGGAGCCCGAAUCUUCGUCCACCUUGCAGCUCCCAUCUCUGCCUCGGACGCGGGCAUUAUCGAGCCCAACGCCUUCACGCCUUGGGGUGCACACGGCACUGCCAAUACGCUCACGCACGCGAACACCGUCACCGCAAUCCUCGCCGUAUAUCAGCCAUAUGCCUUCAUUCUCUCUCGUUGGUGCACUGGAGUUCCGACGGAUUGUAUCCUCUCUGCAGCAGGAGGCAGCGGGCUCGUCGCUAAGUGUGUUUGAGAGCCCGAUCUCUCCGUAUCCUGGUGGACACUACCACCGCCAUUCGUAUUCGCAUUCACAUUCGCGUUCACGCCCACGUACGCCACUUUCCGAGGAGCACGAGCCAUGGGACUCGACGCCUGGAGUACCUCUCAAUGACCGCUCACCGACCGUUGUGUCACCGGCCCUCGCGGAAGAGUCACACGACGACACUGCACUGGACCGUCCCCCGAUUCCCGUUAUCUCACAUACCCCUGCGUCACCCAUAUCCGAUACCGAUACCGAGUCGCAGCAGUACGUUGCGCCGACGCGCCGUGAGCGCAUCGCGAGUGUGCUUCGGCGUGCAUUCCAUAUUGUCUUCCCAACGCUGCACAACUUCAUGUCAAAACAUUUCCUAGGCAAGGUAACCGCGGUGCUAGCAGCACCAGCUGUGAUGGUGCUGACGCUGACGCUCCCGGUCAUCGUUACCGCGUACGAGGACGCUAGCUCGUCGAAGGAGAAGAUAAUGGGCAACGAAAAUCGUCUAGUUGACUUCGAGGAGGAGGGUGUGGAGCGGGCCCUCAUUGCCGAGGAGGAAGUUUCCGAAGAGAUGCGCGAGCUGCAAUUCAAUAAAUACCUGAUGGCUGUGCAAUGUGUCCUCGGCCCGCUCUUUUGUGUCUCGAUAUUAUUCGAUGGCGUCCAACAUGAACUCUGGUUAUUACUGGCUACAGGCGUAGCAGGCGUUGCCAUAGGCUUCAUGGUCGCUGUUUUUGCAGACAAGGGCGCACAUCCAACGGCGCAGAUGGCGCGCUGUCUCAUGGGCUUCAUUAUCUCGGUUGUCUGGAUCAUGGCUAUCGCAGACGAGGUCGUUGAAGUUCUGCAGGCUUUCGGGUUCAUCUUUGGUUUAUCGGAUGCAAUCAUUGGGCUCACGAUCUUCGCGGUUGGCAAUUCCCUCGCUGACCUUGUCGCAAACAUGAGUGUGGCAGUGUUCGCACCUAUCAUGGGCUUUUCAGCCUGUUUCGGCGGGCCGAUGCUCAACAUCCUCCUCGGUGUCGGAAUUUCUGGCUCGUACAUCAUACGACAGACCGCAGAACCUUACAAAUUGCAUUUCUCUACUACACUCGUGAUCACUGGUGCCGGGCUGCUCGGUAUCCUCCUCGCAACUAUGAUCUUCGUGCCGUGGAAUGGCUACUUCUUACCCAGGAGCUGGGGUGUCGCACUCAUCACUGCUUACAUGUGUCUUAUGAUCGCAAAUGUUAUCGUUGAAGUCAAGGGUUGA